AUGGCGCUGUUCGAGCAAAUACUCGCCUCUUAUGCGCGCAAAGCUGCGAAGAAGUACCCUAACGAUACUAUCGGUGAAUAUGAUGCGGCCGCCCAGACUUUUCGUUUGCCUUUCUGGGACUGGGCCAGCAAUGCGGCAUUGCCUGAUGCUGUAAUUGCUCCGACGGUUCAUUUUAACGGUCCAGCGGGCCCAGACACUAUGCCCAAUCCACUGUACGGCUACCAAUUUCCAAACUACCCUUUCAAAGGUGGUGGCUUCGGCGGCUUUCUCGCUCGAUUCAGUGCGACAAAACGUUGCACAACUACGAGUGGCGCAGCAGUUGGCAAAAGCGAUACGACCAAGGCCGAUAACGUGCUCCUUGGUGACGGGCCGAUGCUGACACGAAAAGUGUAUGCCGUCUUCACUCAAAGCACGACGUUCGAGUCCAUGGCCUCCACAGCCAAUGCAGGUGCUAGCUUCGAGGACCCGCACAACUAUGUGCAUAAUGAUAUAGGCUGUCUGUCGGAGUCAGGACGUAUCGGACACAUGGGUGAUUUGAGCUAUUCGGGUUUCGAUCCAGUGUUCUUCCUCCAUCAUGCCAACGUCGACCGCCUGUUUGCGCUCUGGCAAGCUAUCCACCCUAACAGUUCCGUGUUCACUUCGGGCCAAAUGGGUCAUUCCGUCUUUGGUACAGCCGCCGGGCUCCAGACCGCCGACAGUCCCCUUCUGCCCUUUCGGGCUCCUGGCAACAGCAGCGACGAUGAUAGCACUUCCGUCUAUCAUACCAGCCGCUCUGUGGAGGCCACCCGAACAUUCGGCUACACCUACCCCGAGCUGCCCGACUGGUCCCUGUCACCUGACGAGCUGGCCGCCUCUGCCCGCGCGGCCGUCAACAGCCUGUACGGACAGGCCGCAAAUACCGCAUCAGGAAGUGGUCGACGCCGAUGGCAACAGAAGGCCAAGCGCAAUAAUAUCAUGGACACCACCGACUAUUCCAUCGAACUGUCCGUCGACCGGGCCCAGCUGCCGCUGCCGUGCUCGAUUGAGUUGCAUCUUGUAGACAACAGCGGUAACGGCAGUGUAAGCACCAACACCAGCAGUAACAAGCUUGGCGGUGCCUCUCUGUUAACCAUGCCGUCGACAGGCACCAGCUACACAUUGGUGCCGCUACGGCAUGCCUUGCUAGCCGAAGAGCGGGGAUCUAGGCCCCCGUCGUUCGUUGAUUCCGAUUCUGUUGUUGCACAGCUGCACAAGCAACUGCGCAUCGUCGUCCUGUCGGACGAUGGAACGUCCUUUCCGACCGACUCGGUCUCGAGCCUCCAUGUCGAGCUGCAACAACGCAGUUACAAGCCAGCUGCUACAAGUGACGAUUUUCCAGAAUAUGGUCCCAUCACUCAUUGGCUGCUCGAGCCGGGUUUGUUGGUCUAG
Messenger RNA from Grosmannia clavigera kw1407, 1407 nucleotides. Its product is annotated as tyrosinase precursor. Gene Ontology annotation, molecular function: oxidoreductase activity. The transcript is spliced from 5 exons. The coding region runs from base 1 to 1407 and encodes 468 amino acids. NCBI's taxonomy places the organism in Eukaryota, Fungi, Ascomycota, Sordariomycetes, Ophiostomatales, Ophiostomataceae. The record is from RefSeq and is a predicted model, not a curated record.